UCUCUCUCUCUCUCUCUCUCUCUCUCUCUCUCAUGUGGUCCGGCAAGUAUUUAUGCAGGUUUCCGCAGCGGUAGCUGCACCGCAGCCUGUCGUUCUGCUGCGUGCCUGCAUUGCUGCUCGUCCAAAGCUAACGAAUUUUUCUGUCACUGCGUACGAAAGCUGCCACUCUCUCUGCGCCCCUCCCUUCCAUUCUCUCUCUACUGUGACACGACCUUUGUUUCUUGAUAUAUUGCGACUAGUCUGCUGUGUUGCUGGCACAUACACACGCACAUGUACAAGAGCUGAUCAAGCCGUCAUGGCAAGAGCCUUCCAUGCAGCGUCACCGGCAGCCGCGGCCUCGCCGCUCCAGUCCAAGGACACCGCCACUGGCAGGACCAGCGGCCUCGCCAACCUUCAAUGGCUGCUCAGGAAGCGCGCCAACAAGGUGCAACAAGGCCGGCCGCUCGGGCAAGAGCCCGAGGACGACGACGAUGACGAGGGUGCCUCCAUGUUUGCCGGCGCCACGCCCUACGUCGCAGCCGCGGGUGGCGCUGCAGACGCGGGCCCGACGCGCAGGAAGCGCGGCGAGGUGCUCUCGCGGCUCCGGUCCGCGAUCCUGGCCGUGCUGGCGCGCGCGCGGCGGGGGCGCCAGCCGCUGGGGUCGUGCGCCACCGUCACGGGCACCAUCUUCGGCCGUCGCCGCGGGCAAGUGCUCGUGGCGCUGCAGACCGACCCGCGCACCCCGCCGGCGCUGAUGGUGGAGCUCGCCGCGUACUCCACCGGCGCGCUCGUCCGGGAGAUGGCCUCGGGCCUCGUCCGCCUCGCGCUCGAGUGCGAGAAGGCACCGCUGCUGCAAACAGGUGAUCAUAGGCGGCCGCGGGCGGCGCUGGUGGAGGAGGCGACGUGGCGCGCGUACUGCAACGGGCGCAAGUGCGGUUACGCGGUGCGGCGGGAGUGCGGCGCGGAGGAGUGGCGCGUGCUGCGCGCCGUGGAGCCCGUCUCCGUCGGUGCGGGCGUGCUCCCAGACAGCACGGCCGUUGCGGGCGCCGGCGAGGGCGACCUAAUGUACAUGAGGGCCAAGUUCGAGAGGGUGGUGGGGUCCAGGGACUCGGAGGCAUUCUACAUGGUGAACCCCGACGGGAACGGCGGGCCCGAGCUCAGCAUCUACCUCCUCAGGGUCUAGGAGAGGAAACAGUCACAGUCUACCUAGCAAGUGAUCGUUGCUGCUAUGUUUGCAUGCAUGCAAGCUGGUGCUUCUUGUUAUGAUGAAUAUGGGUUGGGUGCAUGUAUGUGUAUUGUUGGUUGUUUUAGCUAAGUUGUUAUGUGCAAUUUGUGGUUAAUUUUAACAUGUCCCAGUUCUCUCA
This is a messenger RNA of Phragmites australis (common reed), 1343 nucleotides long. RefSeq lists its product as uncharacterized. The transcript has 2 exons. The record is from RefSeq and is a predicted model, not a curated record. NCBI's taxonomy places the organism in Eukaryota, Viridiplantae, Streptophyta, Magnoliopsida, Poales, Poaceae. Gene Ontology annotation, biological process: hydrotropism. Bases 53 to 1162 code for a protein of 369 amino acids.